CGCGGCUCUGACUGCGGCGCCGUGACCGUCAGCUUUGGGCUGAGACCAAGGUCCGGUCCCAAAUACGACACGUUAUUUGUCGAAGCGACAAACAAACGCGUCGACGAGCCGCGUUAAGAGCGUAAAAGACGAGGCGAACCGUAAGACAAUUCUCGAGACGACGGCGCCGCCCACACGUUGGGGGGGGGGGAGCUCGUGCUGCUGUCCGCGAGUGACGUGUUUCCGGAGAAAAGAUCCGCCCAGGUUCGGGCGCUCGUCGGGGUUUUAACAAGUGUGUGUUUGUGUCGAGCGGGAGCCGCGUAUGCGGAUCGGCACCGAUGUCCGACACGCGCUUUGUCCGCUGAGAGAGGAGCUGCUGCGGCUUUCUAGCCUUUUCCGUUUCCGGUCGGCCGCCCGCCCGGCUGCCGCGCGAUGUUUACGGACGAAACCAUGGAGACGGUGGGCGCGGAGUCGCACUGGAGAAGCUCCGGGGCGGCGGAGCGGCGCGCGAAGAGCUGUCAGACAGCAGCCCUGGAGGCCACUGAUGCUGGAACCCAGGUGCCCUCUUGGGCUCAAAGGGACACGCAGACUGAUCCGGAGGAGGAGGAGCGGCGUUGGCCGCACCUUGACCUCGCUCGCGGACGUCGGACCGAAUUCCCUGGACUGGGGGACUUCCUUGACCGGGUUAAAGACACGGUCAUCAGAGAGCUGGUAAAGAACGCCAAGAGUCACGCUUUCGACGGGUUCGAAGUGAACUGGGAGGAACAGAACCGAACGGUUUCGUGCACUCAUUCUCUGCAGUACCCUGAGGCUCAAGAGAGAAACCUUCACGUAACCAGCGUGUCCUGGAACUGCACAGGCUCAGUCAUAGCGUGCGCUUUCGGCCGCAUGGACGACGGUGACUGGAGCACGGAGAAGUCCUACGUGUGCACCUGGAACCUUCAUCGCCAAGGCCUGAACCCCAAGCGCCCGGACGCCGUCAUAGAUGUGGCCACGGCAGUGAUGUCCGUUUCGUUUCACCCGUCGCGGCCGUCGCUCAUCGCAGGGGGGCUUUACAGCGGCGAGGUGGUAGUGUGGGACACCGGCCGCGUGCAAGACCCAGUGCUGGCAAAGACGGGCAUGUCCCCCGAUACCCACAGAGACCCCGUGUGUCAGGUGCACUGGGUUCCCGGAGGCCGGAGGGGCGAGUUUCUUGUCCUGAGCGCUGGUUCCGGGGGCCGGGUCCUGCUGUGGACUGUACACGAGCAGUCGGAGCUUGUCCUCAGUGCCGGAUAUGGUCUCCUUAGACAGCAGCUGCCCCACAAGACCAUGUUAACCAAGCCCAGAGGAGGCAGCAGCGUGGGCAUCGCCUCCUUGGCCCUCUCUCCCUGGGAUUCGGACACAUUCCUGGUGGGCACCGAGGGGGGCCUGGUGCUGAAAUGCUCGUUCUCUGCCCAAGCGCCAGCAGCCACGACUCCAGACGGCGAGAGCGUGACCCUGCGUGCUCCAGCCAAGUUCUGCUUUUCCCCGCACUGCGGCCCUGUGUACGCCCUGCACUGCUCUCCGUUUCACCGGAACCUGUUCCUGAGCGUGGGGACAGAUGGCUUUGCCCACCUGCACAGUCUGCUGCAGCUUGAGCCACUGGUGUCACUGCAGGUGUGUGACUCUUAUGUGUUUGGGGUGCGCUGGUCCCCAACUCGGCCUCUGCUUUUCGCUGCUGCCACAGGGGAAGGGUCAGUGCACAUCUUUGACCUCGGGGGGAUGUCGCUGAGGCCCGUGGCCACUAUUGAGCAGAAGAGUGGGGACCGGCCUGUCUACUGCCUGGAGUUCAACCCCCGACAGACUCACCUCCUGGCAAUGGGAAAUGCCGAUGGCACAGUGAACAUCUGGCACCUGAGUACUGAGCUGACAGAACAGGGACCCAAGGAGGUUGCACAGCUGGAGCACUUGGCCAGUGAGGUGACAGAGUGAGAGGACCGGGUUUCCUCAACCUCCACGAACGGGGACACAACCAACAAUCGGCACGGUCCCUUUUAUUCUGGGGAAAUGGACUGUCCACAGUUUGGGCUCUGCUGGGACUAAGAACAAUGUCUUGUAUAGCCUGGCUAUAUAUGAGUUAUUGAAGAAUAUAUAAGGUUUGAAUAAUAAAUGCUUUUAUGAUACCAAGGUUAAAUGCAGAGGAUUUUUUUUCCUUACGGAAAUACACUGAUAAAAG
Molecule: messenger RNA, 2173 nt
Organism: Scleropages formosus (Asian bonytongue)
Lineage: Eukaryota; Metazoa; Chordata; Actinopteri; Osteoglossiformes; Osteoglossidae
Gene: dync2i2
Product: dynein 2 intermediate chain 2
Exons: 9
Coding region: 412-1929 (505 amino acids)
Biological process (GO): intraciliary transport
Cellular component (GO): ciliary plasm; cytoplasmic dynein complex
Molecular function (GO): dynein light chain binding; dynein heavy chain binding
Source: RefSeq, a predicted model, not a curated record